This is a messenger RNA of Aspergillus niger, 1134 nucleotides long. RefSeq lists its product as uncharacterized. The transcript has 4 exons. Bases 1 to 1134 code for a protein of 377 amino acids. NCBI's taxonomy places the organism in Eukaryota, Fungi, Ascomycota, Eurotiomycetes, Eurotiales, Aspergillaceae. Gene Ontology annotation, molecular function: zinc ion binding; oxidoreductase activity. The record is from RefSeq and is a predicted model, not a curated record.
AUGACUGUGCCUAUUGAUAAUGCCAAUGGCAGUACAGCUGUACCAGAAAUCCCUGCAAAGCAAAAGGCGGCCAUCUAUGACCAGCCCGGCACUGUCUCCACCAAGGUCGUAGAGAUAGAUGUGCCCGAGCCGGGUACGGGCGAGGUCUUGAUCAAUCUAACCCAUUCAGGCGUCUGUCAUUCCGAUCUUGGAGUAAUGACCAACACCUGGAGAUCUCUACCCUAUCCCACACAGCCAGGUCAGAUUGGCGGCCACGAAGGUGUCGGUAAGAUUGUCAAGCUAGGCCCUGGAGCCGAGUCUUCAGGCCUGAAGAUCGGUGACCGGGUUGGAAUCAAAUGGGUUUCUAGCGUAUGCAAGACUUGCGAACCAUGCCAGGCGGGCGCCGACGGAAUCUGCUUUAAGCAGAAGGUUUCCGGAUACUACACCCCCGGUACAUUCCAGCAAUACGCCUUAGGCCCCGCCAACUACGUGACACCGAUCCCAGACGGCCUCGCAUCAGACGAAGCAGCGCCGAUGCUCUGCGCCGGCGUGACCGUCUACGCGGCCCUGAAGCGCAGCAACGCCCGACCAGGGCAAUGGGUUGUGAUCUCCGGCGCUGGAGGCGGCCUAGGCCAUAUAGCCGUGCAACUCGCCAGCAAAGGCAUGGGAUUCCGAGUGAUUGGAGUCGACCACGGCAGCAAAGAAGAACUAGUGAAGGCCUCCGGAGCUGAGCACUUCGUCGACAUCACCAAGUUCCCCUCCGACGACAAGGGCCAAGCCAUCGCCAGCCAUGUCAAAUCCCUAGCCGGUGGCCUGGGAGCUCACGCCGUCAUCGUAUGCACCGCAGCCAACGCAGCCUAUGCCCAGGCAGUACCAUUCCUGCGCUUCAACGGUACCCUCGUGUGUGUGGGGAUCCCUGAGAACGCACCGCAACCUAUUGCGACCGCGUUUCCCGGGAAGAUGAUCGCUCAGCAUUAUACCAUUACCGGAUCGGCGGUCGGGACACAGAGAGAUGCGAUCGAGACACUGGAUUUCGCGGCGAGGGGAAUCAUUAAGGCCCAUUUCCGGACGGAGAAGAUGGAUGCUUUGACCGGCGUUUUCGAGGAGAUGAGCCAGGGGAAGUUGCAGGGGAGGGUUGUUCUCGAUUUGUCUUAA